AGGAGAAAGAAAAACAAAAAAAAGCAUUAGAAGCAGAAGAGGAGAAAAGAAGACUAAAAAAAAUAUUAGAAGAAGAAGAAGAGGAAAGAGAGAGGCAAAGACAAGAACUGGAAGAACAAGCAAAUUGUAUAAAUUAUGAGGAAAAAAAAAAUAUACUAGCUGAAAAAGUUGAACAAAUACAAAAGCUUAUACAAGAAAAAAAUAGUGAUGUACUAACCUUUGAAGAUUGUAUUGACAUUAUUUACAAAGUGAAUCUUCCAUUGACUAAUAGUAAAAAAGAAGAGCUAAGAAGUAUGAAAAACAUAAAAAAAGAAGAACUGAUAAAAUUUAUAAAAGGUUUAGUAGUAAUUAAACAGGAUGUUUUAGAAGACAUGAUAUCCUUUUUCCAAAUAUGGGAUGUACAGAAAAAAGGAUACAUUCAUAAAAACUUAUUCUUGUCUAUAUUAAAACAAUUUGGAGAUGGUUUAAAUGAAGAAGAGGAGAAUUACUUACGAGCAGAAUUAGACCAAUCAGCAGAUCCAUAUGUAGAAUAUGCAAAACUACUGAACAAGUGGAUAAGUGAAGAGGAAAAGUAACUUCUUUUCUUUUUUUUGCCUUUUUUUGCCUUUUUUUGCUUUUUUUUUUUUUUUUUUAACUUUAUUAUAAUGUUAAAAAAAAAAAAAUUAAAUUGUAUAAAUGUACAUAAAGUCCAAACUAAUAACAUUAUUAUUAUUUUUAUUAAAAAGAGGUGUGUACGAACAUUAACGGUAAAAGUGAGCUUCAAAAAAAAAAACGAAAAAAAUAAGUAUAUAACAAAAA
Molecule: messenger RNA, 798 nt
Organism: Piliocolobus tephrosceles (Ugandan red Colobus)
Lineage: Eukaryota; Metazoa; Chordata; Mammalia; Primates; Cercopithecidae
Product: eukaryotic translation initiation factor 3 subunit A-like
Exons: 6
Molecular function (GO): calcium ion binding
Source: RefSeq, a predicted model, not a curated record